CCGCGCAUAAAAGGCUCAGCUGUCCUGGGAGCACUUGUCUCUGAGAACGCGAGUCAGCUAGUCUGCUUCUCUGUGUGUCCCACCCUUCCCCACGCAGGGGGGUCUCAGCUUUCAGUAAUGGCCUCCGGAAACGCUCACAUCGGAAAGCCCGCCCCGGACUUCCAGGCCACCGCCGUGGUGGAUGGCGCCUUCAAGGAGGUGAAGCUUUCAGAUUACAAAGGCAAAUACGUGGUCCUCUUUUUCUACCCUUUGGACUUCACUUUUGUGUGCCCCACGGAAAUCAUCGCUUUCAGCGAGCAUGCUGAGGACUUCCGCAAGUUGGGCUGCGAGGUGCUGGGGGUCUCUGUAGACUCGCAGUUCACCCACCUGGCUUGGAUUAACACCCCCCGGAAGGAGGGAGGCUUGGGUCCUCUGAAUAUUCCCCUGUUGGCUGAUGUAACCAGAAGCUUGUCCCGUGAUUAUGGUGUGCUGAAGAAAGAUGAGGGGAUUGCCUACAGGGGCCUCUUUAUCAUUGAUGGCAAAGGUGUCCUUCGCCAGAUCACCGUCAAUGAUUUGCCUGUGGGGCGCUCUGUGGAUGAGGCUCUUCGGCUGGUACAGGCCUUUCAGUACACAGAUGAGCAUGGGGAAGUCUGUCCCGCUGGCUGGAAGCCAGGCAGUGACACGAUCAAGCCCAAUGUGGAUGACAGCAAGGAAUACUUCUCCAAACACAACUAGGCUGACAAACAGGCACCAAGCUUGGGCUCUUGGACCCCACCUGGGUGCCCCGUGCUGGCCCAGGAAAGGCCAGAUCUGCCCCUUUACAUUCUACAGUCUGUGACCUGAAAGGGCUAGUCCUAGGCCUUUUCAUAUUCCUAGCUGAGUGGUGAAUGGUAACCCAUCCCUGGAGCUUCCCAACCAGGCACAGGCCUAGAGGUGACCAAUAAAGUAUUAGGGACAGA
Artibeus jamaicensis (Jamaican fruit-eating bat) is the source of this 938-nucleotide messenger RNA. RefSeq names its product peroxiredoxin 2 (gene PRDX2). Gene Ontology annotation, cellular component: cytosol. The transcript is spliced from 6 exons. Gene Ontology annotation, molecular function: thioredoxin peroxidase activity. Gene Ontology annotation, biological process: leukocyte activation; cellular response to stress; removal of superoxide radicals. The coding region runs from base 118 to 714 and encodes 198 amino acids. Lineage: Eukaryota; Metazoa; Chordata; Mammalia; Chiroptera; Phyllostomidae. The record is from RefSeq and is a predicted model, not a curated record.